AUGCACUCGCGCCCUCCCUCCUUCUUCGGUGGUAGUGACGUAGAGCUCAACGUGCAGAGUGCUCCCAAGCCUGCCGGCUCUGGUUACUAUGGCCCCACCAGCUACUACUCUGUCUUUGACCGAGUCGACCACGUGCCGACCGCUACCACAGAUUCUCAGCCUUCUAGACCCGCUGGCGACACGCUCUCUGCAGGCAUACGCCAAGACGACCCCGGCCUGAGCCGCUCACUUCAACUUGGAUCCUGGAUACUGCAAAACCUCCAACACGUCUCCAUUAUCCAGUCCCUCGUCGACAUGUACAUUCGAACAAGCCAAGUAUCCCCCACGGCGACUUUGAUCCCUCUGAAAGCUGUGGAGACCUUGCAGCACCUGGCCAGUGGAGACGUGCAUGUUCUGGCGCAAAAGACCACCAGGAAUACGCAAAAGCCGCUACAGGUACCCCCUGAAAUGCACGCAAGCACCUUCAGCACACUCUUCACCGGCGACAACCUGCGCUGGGAGUUUCUUGGUCUCGUUUUUGCCUGGGCCGGCUUGUCUCUGUCCAUGUCUCUGCUGAAUGGAAAAGGCUCUGCGACGACCCCAGACGGAAUCAGCAAAACCUCCUUUGCCCAGCUCUUGACCGCUUGCAGUGACGCGUGCAUAACCCUCUGCCGCCAAAAUGCCCACACCAACGACCUACUCUCCUGGUGUCUCUAUGAGAACCUCAUUCUACUAACCUUUCAGCACGGCGAAGCAAGCCACGCCUCUUGGCAGCGACUUGGAGACCUCUCCACCGACAUUCUGGCCCUCGGUCUGCACAAGGAACCCGCGGCGACGAGCACUUCGCCAAUCUUCCUCGUCCAGGCUCGAAAGAAGCUAUUUUCCGCCGCCUUUCGUGUCGACAAGAGCAUCUCCACCUUCUUUGGCCGGCCACCCCGGAUACCGGGUCACUACUGCGACAUCGGUCUUCCUUUAGACGUCGACGAUCACCUCUUCCAUCAAGAAAACUUUUGUGUAGACCACCUUCGCUCCGUACUCGACAUGGCCGGUUGGAACAUCGACUGCAAGAUCCGCCCAGCUUCUUGGAUUCGCAUGCGUCACACCCUUGGCAAAGUCACAGAGGAGAUUUUGGAGCUGUCUCUAGGCGGCGCGCAAGACAAUUUGGUUUGCAAAGUACAGGACAUAUUGACUCGCUGUAAUGAGACGUGGAACCGGAUCCCGAGCCAUCUGCAGUACAAACACAGCUGCUGGAACGAUGGUACCCCACCGGGAACAUGUUUGAUGCUGCUGCUGGUCUACCUGGAACAUCUGCAGAACGAAUUCCAGCUGCAGAGAUUGCUCUGCCGCCAACAAAGAUGCGCCUCGGACGCGCUGAUCAAGAUCAGCAUGCGCAUGCUCACAGCGGUCAUGAUUCUCCCCGGCAUCCAAGUCGACAGCGUCAACAUACAUCGCGAUCGUGCGUGGAUGGUAAGCCGUCUUCCUCGUACCUUGUUGCCAAUGUCACUGACACGUGUAUAUAGCUCUUGUACUAUGCGCUCCCGAGCGCCGGCGUCCUUGCCAUCGACCUUCGCAUGCGCAUGCAGCAGGGUUCUAACCCUCCACGCUCCAUAUCCAAGUCUGAAGUCAUCAGACACACGAGCGUGCUCGCCGCGUCGCUGCAAUGGGCGUCGGAGCCGUCUGGCGGCAACCACAACCUGUGCGCCGGGGCGGCAAAGACGCUGUCGCGCAUUUUGGAAGAGAUUCUUGACAGCUCCGACCAGAGGAGCGAGAUGAGCACGAGCGGCACCGUGAGCGGCACCAUGAGCGGCGGCGUGAGCGGCAACAUGUCGCCCAGGGCCAUGGACAUGGACUACAGCAUGCUGGCAGAGCACGGCGUCGACUCGGAAACCUUCUUGAACUGGUUCGAUAACUUGGAGUGGGAGACGAUGCACCAGCCCGUGCCGCUUCAAGUGUAG
Messenger RNA from Ascochyta rabiei, 1934 nucleotides. RefSeq lists its product as uncharacterized. Gene Ontology annotation, cellular component: nucleus. Gene Ontology annotation, biological process: DNA-templated transcription. The record is from RefSeq and is a predicted model, not a curated record. Gene Ontology annotation, molecular function: DNA binding; zinc ion binding. NCBI's taxonomy places the organism in Eukaryota, Fungi, Ascomycota, Dothideomycetes, Pleosporales, Didymellaceae. The transcript is spliced from 3 exons. Bases 1 to 1752 code for a protein of 583 amino acids.